GAGGAAGGAGGAGGAAGGAGGAGGAUCCGCCGGCAGCAGCAGCAGCAGCAGCAGCGCACCGAGCUCCUCUCCAUCCCAUGUGUUCGCACGAAAAAGAAGAAAAUGGGCUCUGAUCCAGAGAUGUGCUGCUAGAAUAAACCCGUGCGUGGCUUAAGCUUCAUUAAGUGUUUAGAAAAAAGACAGAGGUGGGACUAUUUCAUCAGUCUUCUUCCUGAAAAUGCUUCCAUGCUCAUCAUCAUCGGCGCAGAUGGAGGGAUGCGAGGAGGAGCAGGAGGAGGUGGUGGUGGUGGUGCGGGGGGACGCGCACAUGCACACAGAGUGCAACAGACUGGCGGAGGAGAGAGACGAGGCCGAGAGACAACUCAAACACAUCAAGAGAGUGUCCCAGAUGGUGAUUGAGGAGGUGAGCGUCCUGCAGACUCAGCUGGAGAUCGAGAAGUCGUGUCGGGAGAAUGCAGAGGCCCUGGCCACAAAGCUGAACUGUGAGAACAGGAAGUUGAAGUACCUGAGCCUGUCGUCUCGUCCGUGUUUGGACGAGCUGCUUCCCAGCAUCUCGGACUGCAUCGCGCUCGAGGCCGACUCCGAGGCGGACACAGCCUACGGGAGCCCCGACACCUUCACGCAGUACCAGCAACAGGUUAAAGAGCUGAGGGAGACAGUGAACAGCCUGUUGGAGGAGAAGAAGAAUUUUGUCUGUCAGAUUCAUGAACAGCAGAGACGGAUAGAAGAGCUGACUUCACAGUCAGAGAAAGAUCAGGCCGAGAUGAAGGAGCUCCGUGAAACUGUUGAACAACAAAGUAAAUCCAUCAAGAGAUUCAACCGAGUCUCCACGAUGGCGGCUCAGGAGUACGACGGGAUGAAGGAGCAGCUGGACCUGGAGCAGAGCCUGAGAGUCAAAGCUGAGACUUACGCACACGAGAUGCUGGUGAAGCAGAAGGAGGCCAACAGGCAGAGCAUGCUGCUGCUGCAGAGUGCCGAGCCCAGCGUUCAGCUGCUGAAAGCUCUGGAGGACGUCGCUGCCGUCACCAAAACCCUGGAGGAGGAGCGCCUGCAGCAUCAGCAGAAGGUGGAGAGCCUGGAGGCCCAGCUGGAGAAGAGCUGUGUGAAGAAACAGCUGGAGGCUCUGCAGAGGCAGCUGGAGCUGCUGGAGGUGGAGAAGAAGGAGGCAGACGCACGGCUGGAGGAGGCGGAGAAGAAGAACGAGGAGCUGGAGAACAGAGUCCACGAGCUCCAGGAGGAGACCCAGAAAAAGAUCGCCGUGACGACCAGUGCUGCCGAGCCCCCUCCCCCCGAACCCGGGGUCGCCGCCCCGCCUCCCGCCCCUCCCGCGCAGCCGCCUCCUCCCCCGCCUCCCCCUCCCCCUCCGCCCCUCCCCGCCCCCCCCUCAAGAUGCAACCCCCUCAGCUCUCUGAUAGCCAUCAUGAAGAAGUCUUCCAAAGGCUCGAAGGCCUCUGUGAAGGCAGAGCAGCCUCCAGCUGCUGAGGGUGUGGACGACGUGAAGGUGAAGGCGGUGAACGAAAUGAUGGAGAGGAUCAAACAUGGUGUCGUGCUGCGGCCAGUCAAGAGUCAGGAGAGCAAGAGAGUCGCAGUAAAACCGCCUCCGGUCUGUGAGGAGAAACCGCAGGAGAGCGCCAUGGAAGAACUGAAAGGCAUCCUGGAGACGGUGAAGCGGAGCCCCAGUCGAGGGUCUCAGGAGUCGGGGCCUUCUCCACCCGGGAAGAAGGACAGCGAGCUGGAGGUCAUCCUGAGACGCAGACGCAACAAAGCGGGAGAAGCCGGCUCCGGAGAUGAGCGGGAGGGCCAGAUGAGCCACGUCUCCUCCUCAGACAGCCUGAACGGGGGGCGCACCAGCAGCGACUUGGGCAAAGAUCCAGAAGGGCCGGCGGGGUUGAACGUACCUUCGGACUCUGCGGGUCCCAGGGUCAGCCAAGAGAGGCGGGGGUCAGGACCUGGACCCGUCGUGGCCAGAAGGAAGAGCUCUGACACGGGCAAAGAGCCCAGAGCGGGCUCCUGGCAGGAGAGGAGGUCCUGCAGCUCUCUGUGUGAGAAAGAACCAGCAGAGUCUCCGGUCAGCAACGGCUGCAUCAACAGCGUCGGGGAAGACGUUCAAAACGCGGCCGAGAAGUGCGUCCAGUCGAACGGAGUCGAACAUGCCGAACCGAACGGCGGUGAGGACGCACGGGCCGCUGUCUGCGCCAGCCCGGUCAACGGCAGCAGCACCGACGCCGAGUGCUAGGAUGGACUUCUGAGGAUCACGGGCUUGUUUCUGUAAUCUGCGAUCAUUUAUAGGCCGAUAUGACGUGAUGUCAUCAAUAUUCACCCUCACAUCAGAAGGUUUCGGGUGUGAUCACACAUUAGACUUUGUUGUACUUUUGUAUUUGUGUUUUUCAGAUUUACACUCAUGAUUUAAAAACUAACUGGAGGUCUGUCACAUGACUAACAUGUAGCUAAUUUGUUAACUUUUUUUUGUAAUUUCUAACACCUGAUUAUGAGUGCAAGUCCAAAGUUUGGACGUGCUCCAGAUAAAGUGUUGUGAACGCACCCCGACCUGUCAUUGUAGAAGCCCUGCCUCUUCAAACCAUCGCUCAUGAGUAGUUGAUAAAUAUUCAAAUUAUUGUUCCUGCUGAUGUAAACCAGCUUUAGUUUAGGCAUUUGCUGGUAACGUUAAAUAAGCAGGUUAAACAAGUUAUCCAAUAUUCACGACUGCUCUCUCACAGAGGUGAUUCAUUGGCCAACAAAGGAGACAAAUUAUGGUCAACUCAAAGUAUAGGUUGCAGUCCAUUGUAGGGAUGGUACGUCUGAAAAACAAAGUUUAAGGCUCCUAACCUGGAAGAAUGACAGAAGAAAACAAGAGUUCAGACUUCUUUCUGUAUUCGGACUUCAUAACUGACAGUUCACGUUAGAAAAUAUGCUGUCUGCAUCAACUAAGAAUGUGAAGCAUCGACAUUAAAGCCUAAACUGAAGGGUGAGGCUUUGUACGCCUGCUAAUACCCGCUUUAGUUUCACAUCUGGCGUCUCAAAUUUGCACGUAGAAAAAGGCUAAAAAGACUCAGUAAACACAAGGCCACAGUGUCGGGGCUUUCUACAAUGGCUGAUCUUUACCCAGCAUCCGCUGUUAUUCAGUAACCAGUAUUUAUCGCAUCAGUUUUCUCUUUGAAGGUUCCAGAAAACAAACCCGUGGAUCCCGGAAGACGGACUGACCGAACUGUACGAGGGAACGCUGCACUCUUUUUUUUGCACAGAACCUCAGUUCUUCUUCUAACACUUCAACUUGUACAAUGACUGCAAAGCUUUAGGGGUUUUCUUUUCUCUCUGCUCGAUGCGCAAAGAUGUCUGUAUCGACAUCUCUUUGUGUCAUCAGAAGGAAUGCACUGUACUGUUUAGAAUCUCUCGCUUCUCCUGCAACCUUUUCCUCUUCUUUACUCCCAGGUGUAGUUGGUGGGGGGUGCACAAAGUUGAUUUAUGUGUGUGGUUCUCGGCUUCAUCAGUAAUAGUAAUAUUUAAACGCUUUUUACUCCACGCUGCAGUGAAAGAAGCUUUUAAUUAAAAUGCAUGAAUUGUGUGUUGAGACACACUUUCCUUAUAUCAUAAUUAGAGUUGGGACAAACUAGUAGAUUGAAACAAAGUCAACAAAUAUGGAUAUUUUUCCACCAUUUUUAUUGAAUUAUUUGGAUUAAUAAUGUGGAAAACAGUCCACAAACACACAAGAGAGGUAGGUAUUCUUAAAGCCUUAAAACUGCAAAGUUUAUUCUGAGAUUUGGCAUCGGAGGAAAGGUCACAGUGUUGGGUUCAUCCUCUGAGGAGCAGAUCAAUCUCAUCUCUGAUGAAAUUCCCUGACGAAAUCAGAGAGUUUGGACAACAAAUCAAUGAAUCGGUUGAAUCGGUUGUUGCUGCUCUGAUUUAUUAUAUAAAACUGGAGGAUUUGGCCCAAUAGACAGCGUUAAAGGAAAAAAGGUCCCCGAAAUCAGUAGGGCUAAUCCUAUGGGGAUCAUGAACUGAGCAGGUAGUGUUGCAUUAACCUCUUGGCUGGCAUCAAGACAUUAUUUCUGUGCCGAUAAUUAUUGACGCAUAACGAAGGUGUCCCAACCUAAUUGUGAUUAUUAUUCAACUGAUUGACUGCAACUGCAAAUUGCAUCCACUGAUGAAGACCAAGAGUGUGCACCCCUGACUGUAGUAUGCAGAUAUUCAGAGUAUCUCAUUCAUGAACUUCCUCUCUCUCUCUCUCUGAGUCUAAAUGGAUGGAAGCUGAUUGAGAACACACAAGGAACAAUUUUAAACAACCAGGGUUCAGAAAAACUGUCCAGAAAGCAUCGGACGUGGAUCGUCUUUCCCUUUUUCUUCCACUGCUUUUGCUGCUGAGGCUCUCGUCCAGGUUUCAGCGUGUCGACUAUCAGUGUGUCGUGAGGGGUUCUGAGGUGGUGAUUUCAGGUUUUAGGGGAACAGAACAAGAGGUUCCUCCAAUAACAGCAAAGACAGUAGCACAUCUAACAGAAAUGUUCUCAGGGUCCAAUGGGACAAGCGUUGACAGCAAAAACGUUUGAGAGACACCAAUAGAAAGCCAUUUUUUAAAAACACUUAUUGAGUGACGGGUUAGAACAGCUUUGGAGGAAUGAGGUGCUCGUGUACGUCGUCUACCUCUCCAAAGACACCUGCCUCCAAACAUAUAUACGUCCUGAAUUACAUUUUGUGGUGUGAAAUGAAAUACUGUUGUCGUCCCUCCACUGGAGUCUUCUGCACACGCCUUCUUCCACCGAGUCCAGCGUGCACACGUUCUGAGACGCCCUCAUUGUUUCUGCACUCGGUCAACACGCUCGCCAUCGCAUCUCACACCGUGCAUUCCUUGACUUUUAUUUUGUAGGGCCUGCUGUCUAUAUAUAGCUUUCCUGCCACGUGAUGCAACAUUAAGAACAAUUUUGAAGAGUAUGCAAUUACAUACGGCACAUUUCUAUGAUGCUUUCACACCUUGUCGUUCUUUCUUAAAACACAGAAUCACAUUUAAAAGUGCAUUUUUUUCUGUCCAUUAGGUGUAUUUAAUUCUAAUGCAAAGGACCAGACGUUAAUGAACUGUUAGGCUGCAC
Molecule: messenger RNA, 5078 nt
Organism: Larimichthys crocea (large yellow croaker)
Lineage: Eukaryota; Metazoa; Chordata; Actinopteri; Sciaenidae
Gene: shtn3
Product: shootin 3
Biological process (GO): neuron projection morphogenesis; positive regulation of neuron migration
Cellular component (GO): cell leading edge; axonal growth cone; cytoplasm
Source: RefSeq, a predicted model, not a curated record